Molecule: messenger RNA, 1477 nt
Organism: Cajanus cajan (pigeon pea)
Lineage: Eukaryota; Viridiplantae; Streptophyta; Magnoliopsida; Fabales; Fabaceae
Product: myb family transcription factor PHL8
Molecular function (GO): DNA-binding transcription factor activity; DNA binding
Source: RefSeq, a predicted model, not a curated record
UUUUUGCUGAAUCAGAGAUUCUCUCCACCCCUUUCAAGUCAAAGAAGGAAGGGUAGGGAGGAAAAUAAAAAAGGAAAAGUGGGUGUGAAAUGGGAAGAGGCACAGCUCAUGGCAUAUAUUCCGCCAACAUAACCCCACUUAUGCUUCCUUAUAUGGAGUGAGAUCAUACAACAUCCUAACUACUCCCAAUUUAUAAAGAGAACUAUAGUCUAUAGCUUCCACUCAUUCACGCAUAGCUAAAAGCAUCAAACGUAUAUCUAUGUUUCAGUAACACUACCAAAAACAGCUAAAUGGAUCUGCAAAAUCAAACUAUGCGUUUGGUUCUCUCAACUGAUGCCAAGCCUAGGCUGAAAUGGACUCCUGAGCUUCACCAACGCUUCACUGAGGCUAUUAAUCAGCUUGGAGGUGCAGAAAAGGCAACUCCAAAGAGUCUUAUGAGAGUGAUGGGGAUUCCAGGACUCACUUUGUACCACCUCAAGAGCCAUUUACAGAAAUUUAGGCUUGGGAAAAGCCAACAGCUAGAAACCUGCUCUGACAACACGCAACAAGGUUACAGUGAAAUCCAGAGCAGUGAUGGUCAUUGCAACAAUGAAAAUAGUAUUGGGACCCAGAAUCAGAUGACCGAAAGCUUGAAGAUUGCUCAGGCUCUCGAAAUGCAAAUGGAAGUACAAAGAAAACUUUAUGAGCAAAUUGAGGUCCAGAGACAUUUGCAGUUUCGAAUUGAAGCACAAGGGAAGUACUUACAAACAGUACUAACAAAGGCACAGGAAACACUUGUAAGACACAGUUCUUCCACAACGGGUAUAGAACUUGCAAAAGCUGAACUUUCUCAGUUAGUGUCAAUAAUCAACAAUGCAUGUCCAAGCUCUCCCAUUUCAGAACUGACAGAAACAAGAGGGCUCAGUUUGAACCAUGGAGAGAGGAAACAAGACAGAGGAACCAUGUGUUCAUUUGAAAGUUCUUUGACAUCAUCUGAAAGUUCUGGGAGAACAGAAGAAAAUCAACCAAUGGAUGAGGCAGAAAACCCUCAAAAGUUUAAUAGUGUUUCCGUUGAAUUGCCAUUGUUGGCCAUUCACCCAGAAGAUAGAGCAUUCAAGGGAGAUACAAGUGAUGGAGAAAGUGGGAGAAAGAGAAGUACAGUAACUGAUUCUGAUGGUGGCUCUGUUGAUCAACCUUGUGGAAAAAGAUGUGGCAACAAGUUGAGGAAAUCAGAAGUGUCAGAAAUGCUUGACUUGAACAGCCAAUAUCAGAGAGACAUUGACUCAAGUGUGAAAGAAAUUGAUUUAAAUUGCAGUUCAAGCUUUUGGGGACAAUAAAGAUGUGUCUAUUAUAUUAAACAUAUGCAACACAUAUUAUUCUCAGAAGAAAAUAUGUUUAUAAAUUAUGUAUAUUUUUAUAAUGAAAAAAAACUGUAGAUCCUGGUCAAGAAAAGGUAUUAUACACAUAUAUGGCACCUCUCUCAGCCUCUUAUUCUUCU